AUGGGUGAUUGGAGCUUUCUUGGGCGGCUUUUGGAGAACGCUCAAGAACACUCAACAGUGAUCGGCAAAGUUUGGCUGACUGUUCUCUUCAUCUUCAGGAUCCUGGUCCUGGGAGCAGCAGCUGAGGAAGUCUGGGGAGAUGAACAGUCAGACUUUACCUGCAACACUCAGCAGCCUGGUUGCGAGAACGUUUGCUAUGAUGAGGCUUUCCCCAUCUCACACAUCCGUUUCUGGGUUCUGCAGAUCAUCUUUGUGUCCACACCAACUCUUAUUUAUCUUGGUCACAUACUGCACAUUGUCCGUAUGGACGAAAAGCGCAAGGAGAGGGAGGAUGAACUGCAAAAGUCAAGCAGACUCCAAGAGGAGAAAGAACUUUAUAGAAAUGGAGCAGGUGAAGAUGGUGGCAAAGGAGGUGAGAAAAAACAAAAACCACCAAUCAGAGAUGAGCACGGCAAAAUCCGCAUCAGAGGUGCAUUGUUGCGCACCUAUGUGUUUAAUAUCAUUUUUAAGACCCUGUUUGAGGUUGGGUUCAUUUUAGGUCAGUAUUUUUUGUAUGGCUUCAAGCUCAGGCCACUGUAUAAGUGCUCACGGUGGCCCUGUCCUAACACUGUGGACUGCUUUAUUUCCAGGCCCACAGAGAAGACCAUCUUUAUCAUAUUUAUGCUUGUGGUGGCUUGUGUAUCUCUUGUGUUAAAUUUAGUAGAGAUAUAUCACCUUGGAUGGAAGAAGGUCAAACAGGGCAUGACCAAUGGAUAUGUUCCUGAGUCGUUUGCCAAUAAUAAUGCAGUGGAAAUAGAAUCUAUGCCUACUGCCCCCAGAACUGCCCUUGCCACCCUUAGCUACCCACCCAAAUACCACGAGGUGGCGACAGGUAGUGGAACAUUCCUGCAGCCUGGGUCAGCAUCCUCCACGGCGGAGUUCAAGAUUAAUCCUCUGCAUAAGGAGCAAACCGCUUUCUACAUUAGCAACCACAGGCUGGCUGCUGAGCAGAAUUGGGCCAACCUGGCCACCGAGCAGCAAACUAUGGAGAAGAAAGGACCUGCCCCUUCUCCCUCUUACGCCACCUCCACCUCUUCCUGUGAUAAUGUGCAGGUUCCCAGUGAUCCCCCACCUCCCAUAAUUGUUCCCAGGGGAGGCAUUUUAACGGGCGAGAAAUCUGAGCCAGAGGAAGGCUAUGUCAUCACUACAGUGGAGAUGCAUGAGCCACCCAACUUGUCUACUGACCUCCGGCGUAUGAGCAGGGCAAGCAAAAUGAGUAGCUUAAGAGCAAGGCACAAUGAUCUAGCUGUUUAG
This is a messenger RNA of Trichomycterus rosablanca, 1293 nucleotides long. It is a transcript of the gene gja3, whose product is annotated as gap junction protein, alpha 3. Bases 1 to 1293 code for a protein of 430 amino acids. The transcript has a single exon. The record is from RefSeq and is a predicted model, not a curated record. Gene Ontology annotation, molecular function: gap junction channel activity. Lineage: Eukaryota; Metazoa; Chordata; Actinopteri; Siluriformes; Trichomycteridae. Gene Ontology annotation, cellular component: connexin complex. Gene Ontology annotation, biological process: cell-cell signaling.